Mucor mucedo is the source of this 1335-nucleotide messenger RNA. Its product is annotated as Threonyl/alanyl tRNA synthetase. Gene Ontology annotation, molecular function: alanine-tRNA ligase activity; Ser-tRNA(Ala) deacylase activity; nucleic acid binding. Gene Ontology annotation, biological process: alanyl-tRNA aminoacylation; regulation of translational fidelity. NCBI's taxonomy places the organism in Eukaryota, Fungi, Mucoromycota, Mucoromycetes, Mucorales, Mucoraceae. Bases 58 to 1311 code for a protein of 417 amino acids. The transcript is spliced from 2 exons. The record is from RefSeq and is a predicted model, not a curated record.
GUUCAUCUAAAUUUAUUUCGUUCAGAUAAACAUCUUUUUUUUUAAGAAAAAAAAAAAAUGUCUGAAGAAUUAAAACAAGUGCCUGUUGGCGAUCUUCAUUGCCAAAGAGACACUUUUGCUCGUCAGUUUACUACUACUUGCAUUGCCUGUUCCGAGAAACCUAACAAAAAAGGGUUAUACGAAGUAAAACUUUACGAUACAAUUUUAUUUCCUGAAGGAGGUGGACAACCUGCAGACACUGGCUUUAUUGAUAAUGUUCAAGUGUAUGAUGUUCAGCGUCAAAAGUUGGCUCAUGUGCAUUACACUAAACAGCCCGUGCCCGUCGGUAAAGAAGUACAAUUGACUGUUGACUGGAAACGUCGUUGGGACCAUGUGCAACAACACAGUGGUCAACAUUUGCUGAGUGCUGUCCUUGAGCAAGCCCCUUACAAUAUCGAGACUGUCUCUUGGAAUAUGGGUGAAAAGAAAUGCUACAUUGAAUUACCCACAGGCACUAAGAAGGUCGAGAUCACACCCGAAAUGUUAGCCCGUGUUGAAACAGAUGUCAAUGACUUGAUUUUAAAGAAUGCUUCCGUGAUUACUCAUGUACAAGAAGCAGAUCAUAAGGACACCGAGCGACCUGCCAGCUUACCUGCGGAUUACGUAGGAGGUGGUAUCAUCCGUACCAUUGAAAUCCAGCACCUGGAUAAGAAUCCCUGUUGUGGAACCCAUGUUACCUCUUUGGGUCAACUGCAAGCUGUCAAGAUCCUUCACACUGAAAACGUACGUGGUGGUAAUACACGUGUCUUUUUCCUGUUUGGUCAACGUAUCCUCGACACUUUGGAUUCUAGCUACAACAUCUCACGUCAAAUAAAUGCGUUGUUGACUUGCCCACCUGAAAAAUUCGUAGAUAAUAUUGAUAAACUUCAAAAGCAAUCCAAAGAGAAUUUAAAAAAGGCAAAACGUUUAUUGGAACUUUUAGCUGUGUAUACUGUGAAUGAUAUCGAAGCGGAUUUGAAAGAAAAGACCUUUGCGAUUGUGUACAAGGAGGAUGUAGAUAUGGAGUUUUUAACUAUGGUGGCUAAUGUUGUACGAGAUCGUAAAUUGUUAGAGGAAGGUACCCAAAAGGUUAUUGUAUUAGCUGCAGGUGAAAAGAACGUGGGAGGUCCCAUCAUUAUUACAGGUGGAAAUAAUGAUAUUGUCCAAAAGACCGGAAAGAUUGUCAACACCGUUUUGUCUGGCGUGAAGGGAGGUGGAAAGGGUAGAUGGCAAGGUAAAGCCCAAAACUGGAAUGGCAUAGAAGAUUUAGAAAAAGCCUUUGAGCAAUUAUAAUUAAAACUUUUUUAUUCUAUUUUU